GGGUUGAAUGGGUAAGACAUAUCUGGCUAGAGUUGUUUAUGAUAUGGUCUCUAAUAAAUUUGAAGGUGGUUCUUUUAUCGCUAAUGUUAGAGAAAUUUGUGAAAAACAUGGUUUACUUCCAUUACAGCAAAAACUUAUUCAUCAAAUUUUGAAGGAAGAAAAUAUGAAGAUACAGGAUAUUGAUGGUGGAAUUCUUAUAAUCAAUAAUAGGUUACGUAAUAGAAGGAUUUUCCUUGUUCUUGAUGAUAUAAAUCAAUUAGACCAAUUAAACAAUUUAGCUGGGGGACAUGAUUCGUUUGGUCCAGGUAGUAGAGUUAUCAUAACAACAAGAGAUAAACAUUUGCUAAAAACACUUGAAGUAGAUGAAAUAUAUGAGGUUGAAGGAUUGAAUGAUGGUGAAGCUCUUCAUCUUCUAAGUUUAAAAGCUUUUAAACAAAACCAUCCUCCUCAAGAUUAUUUAGAGUUGUCCAAACAAGUUGUUCAUUAUGCUAAUGGUCUUCCUUUAGCUAUUGAGACUCUUGGUUCCUUUUUGUUCAAUAGAAGAAAUGAUGAAUGGAAAAGUGCAUUGAAUAGGCUCAAGGACUAUCCUGAAAGAAAAAUUCUUGAAAUACUUCAAAUAAGUUUUGAUGGAUUACAUGAAAUAGAGAAGGAAAUAUUCUAGCAUAUUACAUGUUUCUUUAA
Quercus lobata is the source of this 681-nucleotide messenger RNA. Its product is annotated as TMV resistance protein N-like. Gene Ontology annotation, molecular function: ADP binding. NCBI's taxonomy places the organism in Eukaryota, Viridiplantae, Streptophyta, Magnoliopsida, Fagales, Fagaceae. The record is from RefSeq and is a predicted model, not a curated record. The transcript has a single exon. Gene Ontology annotation, biological process: defense response. Bases 8 to 661 code for a protein of 217 amino acids.